UAACCCUUGAAAAUGACAUCCACUGUUUUGAGCAACAAUAAGCCUCCGAAUUUAAUUUAAAUAAAAAGUGCUCCCAAAAAUGUCAAAGUAUCCACUUCGACCAUUUAUACAACCUGUAAUACUGCGCCGCUUGUGUGAUAAGCCUAGGUUGAGCAACAAGCCGUCGAACACCCCUCACCCACCAAAGGAUCCUCCGGAUGAGGGCUACCAGCCGACCAGCGUCGACCACGAUGGAAUCGAUGUGGCCCCGUUUGUGAGACCCUCUUCCUUCCGCCAGUUCAGUGGACCCGACGAGAAGCUGGGACCAGGAGCAGGCAAAGCCCUGCCCUACAAGAACUCCACCUACUUUGGCUAUCAUCGGUUCUCGUUUAUGGAACUCAUGGUCACGACUUUGGAGCUCCGCGACGAACGUCGAUUGGACGGAGGACUCCAGGCAGCCAUUGAAGCCGACGAAGAAUCCGAUGGUGGCGAAGCCGAACUGGAGACCAUGAAGAAACUGGAAGGCGAGUGCGAUGCGAUACUUGCCAACCAAGCCAAGAAAGCGGAGGAGGCCAAGAAAGCCGAGGAAGCCAAAGCUUCGGCCAAGGAGAAGUGUCUUCAGGACAUGAGCGAGGAGGAGCUGAAGGAGUGGUGCAAGAAAAAGGAGGAGGACAUCAAAAAGAAGGAGCAGGAAAAGAAGGAGGCCAAGCAAAUCCAGAACAUGAGCGAUGCGGAGCUAAAGGAGUGGUGCAAGAAAAAGGAAGAGGACAUCAAAAAGAAGGAACAGGAAAAGAAGGAUGCCAAAUGCACGCCCAAGGAGAAGAAUAUCCAGGACAUGAGCGAAGAGGAGCUAAAAGCUUGGUGUCAGAAGAAGGAAGAGGACAUCAAAAAGAAGGAACAACAAAAAAAGGACGAAGAAACAAAGGACUGUAAGGAGAAAGAAAAUACUGCAGCUGCUGAAAAGCCCAAGUGCGAAACCGAUGAAAACAAAAAGGAUUAAGAAUAGAACAUGAUCUUUGGAAAAUUUGCAAUAUUAAUAAAGAAUUUAAAAAACAAUUGAAGCUUAAUAAAAUCUUUAUUUGAAACACA
Messenger RNA from Drosophila teissieri, 1068 nucleotides. Its product is annotated as vicilin-like seed storage protein At2g18540. The transcript has a single exon. Gene Ontology annotation, cellular component: mitochondrion. The record is from RefSeq and is a predicted model, not a curated record. Lineage: Eukaryota; Metazoa; Arthropoda; Insecta; Diptera; Drosophilidae. The coding region runs from base 80 to 979 and encodes 299 amino acids.